ACAUGGGAUCCUCAAUCCGAAGAAGGUGGCUUCUUCAACUGGGCAGUCUGUUGAUGUUGAAUUUAGUUAAUGGCAAUAUAGACUACCAUAACGGAGCCCCUGACAGCCUGGGAGAAAUUGAUAAUUCAUGCUGGGAAGCCUCCUCUCAUAAGCUGAUGGAAAUGAAGAACAUUAGGGCAGCAGACACAGUUACUGCUCUCUGGAAAUUUAUGAUGUUCUUAAAAGAGUCCUCUACGCCCAAGCAUAAUGAUGUCUUCAACGAUUUAGCACAAACCUUCUGGAAUAUGUACAUAGACUGUUUGGUUUCCAGGUCUCAUGGAGUGGGCAAGAGACAACUACGAUUCUCACGCAACACUUUGACAAAUGCACAGGAAACUUCAGAAGGUGUUGCAAAUUUCAACAGUAGGGCAAGGAGAUAAAACUAGAGAAGACAUCAGAAGUGAUGCCAAACUAAAGGAAGAUGGCUGACUUU
Molecule: messenger RNA, 472 nt
Organism: Anolis sagrei ordinatus
Lineage: Eukaryota; Metazoa; Chordata; Lepidosauria; Squamata; Anolidae
Gene: FAM237B
Product: family with sequence similarity 237 member B
Source: RefSeq, a predicted model, not a curated record